AUCUCCUCCCACCAAUAAUUGCUUACCCCCAACAAACGACACCGUUUAGACGAUCGCACAGUAGACAAAACCACACCGUUCAACCAAAGUCAACGAAACAAAUCUCCAAACUUUCCUAAUGGGCUCCGCCGGAAAACCCGAAGAAGACAUCUCAACCGACCCGGAAACAGGACCCGAGACUUCCCCUCUCCUCCACCACAACCGAUCAACCUCCAAAGCCCCUCAAGACACCUUCCACUUAGCCUACAUAAUCUACUUCACCCUCGGCGUCGGCUUCCUCCUCCCAUGGAACUCCUUCAUCACCGCCGUCGACUACUUCUCCUACCUCUACCCCUCCACCUCCGUCGACCGCAUCUUCUCCGUCGUCUACAUGCUCGUCGGCCUCUUCUGCCUCCUCGUCAUCGUCGUCUUCUACGCCCACAAGAGCCUCGCUAGCUUCAGGAUCAACCUCGGCCUCUCGUUAUUCGUCGUCUCCCUGCUCGUGGUCCCCGUCUUGGAUCUCGUCUACGUCAAAGGGAGGGUCGGGUUGUACGUUGGGUUUGAUAUCACCUCCGUCGCCGUUGGUCUCUCCGGUCUCGCCGACGCGCUUAUGCAGGGUGGGUUGAUCGGUGUUGCUGGUGAGAUGCCUGAGAGGUAUACUCAGGCUGUUAUCGCCGGAACUGCUGGCUCCGGUGUUCUUGUGUCUCUGUUGAGGAUCUUGACUAAAGCAGUGUAUCCACAAGAUCCUGAUGGAUUGAGAAAAAGCGCGAAUCUUUACUUCGUUGUGGGGAUUGUUGUGAUGGUGAUCUGUGCUGUUUCCUACAACCUAGCUCACAAGCUUCCAGUGAUCAAGUUCCAUGCAGAGCGUAAGGCUCAGGUACUCAAAGAGAGUCAAGAGAACGGUUCUAUGACUGGACCUAUGUGGAGGAAGACGCUUUGGCAGAUCGUGACUAGGAUCAAGUCUCAUGGCUUCGGGAUUGUGCUUAUAUACAUUGUCACGCUGUCCAUAUUCCCUGGAUACAUCACUGAGGAUGUUCAUUCUGAUUUUCUCGGAGAUUGGUUCCCUGUCCUGCUCAUUGCAGCUUUCAAUGUCUUUGACCUUGUUGGGAAGUCGUUGACUGCUGUUUACAUGUUCACGGAUGAGAAGAUUGCGGUUGGUGGGUGCAUUGCUAGGCUGUUGUUUUACCCUCUCUUCUGGGGAUGCUUGCACGGUCCGAUGUUUCUGAGGACCGAGAUACCUGUAGCGUUGCUGACGUGCUUGUUGGGGCUUACUAAUGGGUACUUGACAAGUGUUUUGAUGAUUCUGGCUCCAAAGUCUGUUCCGUUGAAACACUCUGAGACGGCAGGUAUUGUGAGUGUGUUGUUCUUGGUUAUUGGUUUGGCCUCUGGGUCAGUCUUGGCUUGGUUCUGGGUCAUUUGAUUCUUCUAAGAAUGCUUUGUUUAUUUUUCUGUAUUUGUAUUCUUUAAAGUUUCAAGAAACUAAGCUUUCAUUAAUUUGUGAAUCGUUUGCUUUUUACUUCAUUAAGACUCUUAUUAUACC
Messenger RNA from Raphanus sativus (radish), 1519 nucleotides. RefSeq names its product equilibrative nucleotide transporter 1. The transcript has 2 exons. NCBI's taxonomy places the organism in Eukaryota, Viridiplantae, Streptophyta, Magnoliopsida, Brassicales, Brassicaceae. Gene Ontology annotation, biological process: nucleoside transmembrane transport. The record is from RefSeq and is a predicted model, not a curated record. The coding region runs from base 119 to 1399 and encodes 426 amino acids. Gene Ontology annotation, molecular function: nucleoside transmembrane transporter activity. Gene Ontology annotation, cellular component: plasma membrane.